Molecule: messenger RNA, 968 nt
Organism: Rhea pennata
Lineage: Eukaryota; Metazoa; Chordata; Aves; Rheiformes; Rheidae
Gene: AANAT
Product: aralkylamine N-acetyltransferase
Exons: 3
Coding region: 1-618 (205 amino acids)
Biological process (GO): melatonin biosynthetic process; circadian rhythm; response to light stimulus
Cellular component (GO): cytoplasm
Molecular function (GO): aralkylamine N-acetyltransferase activity
Source: RefSeq, a predicted model, not a curated record
AUGUCGGCGCUGGGUGCGCUGCCCUUCCUGACGGCCGCCCGCCCGCGCCCGGCCCGGAGCUCGCCCGGGCGCCGGCGCCGCCACACGCUGCCCGCCAGCGAGUUCCGCUGCCUCAGCCCCGAGGACGCCGUCAGCGUGUUCGAGAUCGAGAGGGAAGCCUUCAUCUCCGUCUCCGGAGACUGCCCGCUCCACCUCGACGAGAUCCGCCACUUCCUGAGCCUGUGCCCGGAGCUGUCUCUCGGCUGGUUCGAGGAAGGGCGCCUCGUGGCCUUCGUCAUCGGCUCCCGCUGGGACCAGGACCGGCUCAGCCAGGCGGCGCUGGCGCUGCACCGGCCGCGGGGCGCCGCGGUGCACAUCCACGUGCUCGCCGUGCACCGCACCUUCCGCCAGCAGGGCAAGGGCUCCAUCCUGCUGUGGCGCUACCUGCAGCACCUGCGCUGCCUGCCGCGCGUGCGGCGCGCCGUGCUCAUGUGCGAAGACUUCCUGGUGCCCUUCUACGCCAAGUGCGGCUUCGAGGCGCUGGGCCCCUGCCAGGUGACCGUGGGCGCCCUGGCCUUCACCGAGAUGCAGUGCGCCGUGCGCGGUCACGCCUUCAUGCGCCGCAACAGCGGCUGCUGAGCCGGCCCCGGCCCUCCCUGGCCGCAGGGUGCCCGGACGGACGGCGCGGGCAGAGGCGGAGGGGGGCGAAGGGCUGCGGCCCCGCUCCGUCCCGCCGCGCGGCUCUCCCUUCCCCGCGCUCCGGGCCAGAGCUGCUCCCUGCCGACGCGUCUGCGCCUUCUGCCCCGCGGAUUAGCCCAGUCCCACCUCACCGCCUUCGGGGCUGGACACCGAGACGCCCAGCCCGGCCCCACGGGAAGCAGCAAUCCCGAGGAACCUGCUGGGUCGCCUCCGGCGCCAGAGCCCGCCGCGAGCGCAGCCCGCCGCGAGCAGGCGGCUCCCGCGCUCCACGCUCGCCCUCUCCGCCCCAA